CAUACCCCUUUCCUCGUGAACAGUGGUGACAGUACGGUUGGGGCGGCUGGCAGGGGGUGACCACCGCCUCUGAUUUUUUUUUAAGUUGUAGGAAAAAAAAUAAAGGGGAGAUAAAAGGAAGGGUGGAAAAAAGGGAAAAGGAGAGCGAAGAAAGAAAAGCGUGACUAAAAGAAAGGUCGUGUACGGUGUAACUCGAUAUACUCAUUUAACUCAAUUUAGAAAUCAAAAUACAUCGUUCUGUCCCCUAUUAAAUCACACUGGUUCCGCCACUGCUCAUGAAAAACAACAUACGUCAAAGCGACAAACAACAUAAUUUACCUUGUGAUAUUUGUGAAAAAAUAAUCCAUAUGGUUGUCAGAUAUCUACAUCCGUAUGGUAAUAUUUAUUUACUUGAGGGAAAAUUGAAAUAAAUCGACACACAUUUAUUCAUGGCAGCACAUUGAAUUACGCCGUAAUCUAAAUUCAGACACCAUCCUCAGCAAUAUACGAAUUAGUCAAUAUUACUUUUAAAAACCUUACGGUUCUUUUCAAUAUGCAUUUUAUUUAAUUACACCCAAUGCCAUUAUGAAGAAAAAACAAUCCGCGCAAUAUAUGCAACGAAUACCGAAGAAUAAUCCGUGUAUGUUUGCAUGUGGUUUUUUUUUUUAAUUUCUCAUGGAACAUUGAAUAUAUCCAUGAAUAAACCCUGCAAGAAAGGAUGAUGUUAUCAUGGAAUGCAUGUGAGAAUCACAACCACCGUUGCAGGCGUUGAAUCCGUUUUCACAUUGAUGAGCUCCAUUAUGUUAAUGAGAUGGAGAGAAAUCGAUGAUGAGAGUUAGAUUUUUGUCGGCCAAUCAGGAGCGACCAUCAAGGCAGAUGGCGGUCAUGGAAAAGCUUUAAUCUGCAAGUCUGCAACCGAGGCGUAGUAAUAAGGUAUCUUCUCAUAGAUGAUAGUGCUUCAAGCGUGUGGCUAUUAUACAGUAAUAAACAAAUAUGAUUAUUUAUCAUAAUUGGUUGUCAUAAAUACAACACUUGAUUUAGAGUGAAGUGACGAUGGGAUAUAAGGUGAAUGGCUGAAGGAGCGGUAGCAUGCAUGCUUUGAAGGAAUAUCGCGCAAUACUCGAGCAUGAAGACUAUCAGGAUCUAUGUGCAAACAGUGACGAUGACUUGUUCAAGCAUCUGGAUGGGAAGUCGAUUCCAGGGUUGGUGGGAGUCGGUAAACGAGCUCGACUAUGGCCGUUCUUUCUCGAGAGCAUCACCGAGGAGGUAGAGCCAUUGACGACUAGCAGGGAGGCAUCACCUCUCAUUUCAACGCGGCCUCGACUGCAACCUGUAAAUCAUCCUUCGCUCCCUCCUCUCCAUCAGCCGACAUCUGAUGUCGAUGACCUAGUUGUCGAUGAUGAUAGCAUCUCUGUAGCGACGAAGCCGCGUCGAAGCCACAUCAUCACCAACGCCCGGUAUUUCGCAAUUUUAGGAAGAAACGGAAGGUACUCCAUCGUGAUCAAGGAACCACCUGGUGUCGCCCAAAUCCUGCCAGUGACUAAUAACUCGUACAUUUAUUGUGAUAACAACAAUAUAGAAACGCCUGCGAUCGCGUCUGAGAAUCCGUCAUGCCUGCCUGCCCCCUUGACAAUAGGCGAGCCCAAUGUGACGGCCGUCAAUAACAAUAACCCCGUACAGUCGUUGAGUCGUACGGGGCAAAGUACACAUCAGGCGAAUUCGCUUCAUACAAACUGUGUCAAUAGAGAUGCAAUACCGAACGUUAUAACAUUUGAGAAUAUUAACGGCCAUGUUUCGUAUGAUUCGACAGAGGAGCUAGAAGUGAUAACGCCUGACUCGGAUCCAUAUGGAUAUAUUGGAGAUUUUUCUUGUGAUCAGAAGGAGGAGAAUAUUUUAAGUGAAGCAGAACAUGAAAUAGCCUGUGAGGAAAAUUUUGGAAAUAGCAGUGAUAAUACUACCGGCGGAAUGUCGACGUUCUUCGGGCCAAAGCCCCAGAAACGGGUGGUGAUUGUUCGCUCAGCUGAGGCACAGAAAAAACAUGAUCAAGCAGAUGCAAGAAGAAGGGAAGGUAAGGACACGAAGAGAAGAAAAAAGGCGGUUAAAAUUGCCGUGGUAGAAGAUGAUCCUAACGCCCCUGUGCCUAAAAGUAUUCUGAAAAACAUAAAAUCUGACAAAAGUAAACAAUCUGCGUCAAAACAAGAAUCUUUGGAGAGGAUUGAUAAAUUAUUUUAUAAUCAAAACAACAGAUAUCCCCUCGAAGAGAAUGCUAAUUUUAUGCGUGACCAUGGAAACGCUGGUAUGCAACCGAUUUAUGCUAAUGUGAGUAGAGGAGGAACGCUUCGGAGGAAUUAUAAUAAUGGAAACACGACUGAGGUAGAAGCCAGGUAUCCGUCACCUAUCCAAUAUUCUGAAAUACAACAUGGGGUUAAACACCAAUAUAGAGAUAGAAAUGGAAUUGAGGAAGAGAUGCAUUAUAAACACCCAAGGAAAUAUGUCAGGCAUGCUGAUGUGCAUCAUCCAGGGGGUCAACCAAAUGGGGGCGGGUUGCAUCCCGGUCAUCAACAAAGGAUGCAUCAUGGCCCCUCCCCUGCUGGAUCUCAACAAAGCUUGGCAUCCACAGUGUCAAUACAAGCACCUUCAGUGCAAGGUUUAACACCAGAGGAACAGCAGUUGAUUUACAACCUCCGCCAAGAAAGAGGUGUCCAGCAACAAGGGGAACGGGGGCAAGGUGGACCCCCUCUUUUAUAUCCCCCUGGAAUGAAUGCUGCUGCAAGUGGACAGUCGAUUUUAUCUACGUCAACGCUUCAUAGUCAAAAUGAAGUACCUCGUGUCCCUCAUCGCCCCAUUCUUAACCAGAUGCGAAAUCCUAAGGAAAAUCCCAAAGGAACUCCUCCAUCUACCCUUCCUAGAGGAAGAACCCUGCCUAGAGAAGGAACUCUCCCUAGAGAAGGAACAAUUCCUCGAGGAGGAACAAUUCCUCGCGAAGGAACAAUUCCUCGGGAAAUGAGACAGAAUACCUUAGCUGCUCCUCAGCAACACCAGAGGGACAAUACACGAGGGCAGCGAGAUAAACACAUACAAGGUCCCCCACAACAUCCACAACAAGCAACAGGAAGAGGAGUUCCCCCAGGACACCAUCAGCAGCGGCAACACCCUGGGAGUCCACAGCGUCAACAUCCUCAACAACAUGCGAGAUUAAUGACUGGAGACACCAUUCCUCCUCCUUUACCUGAACGCGACCAUAGAGGGAGGAGAACGAGGGUUCACACCCAUCCAGAGAAAAGUCACAUGCCGCCACAGUUUGAGUCACACUAUGCUGUAGGAAAUGUGAAAGAGCAUCAACCAAACAGGCAACAACCUCAUGUUGCUCCUUAUCAACCGCAUCAACAGAGGCAGCAACAAAUCCAACAUCACCAAAACCAGCAACACCAACUGCCCCGUCACCCCAACCAGCAGCAUCCUCCAUAUCAUCCAAGCCUGGAACAACAACAGCCACCACUCAGUCAACAAAAGCAGCUGCAACAUAAUCAACAGCACAAGGAAGCUAAGCAACGUAUGUUACCCCGUAAAAAUCAACAAGAAAAGAUGAUCCAGUUACAACGUCAAGUGCAGCAAGAAGUUGCUCCUACACCCGGUCCUCAGAAUCAGGAGUCUAAAACAAAUAGUUUGCCGAAUAUGGCAUCUGGGAGGCAAACUCCACCAAAUUAUCAGUCUCAACAAAUGGUGGAAGAGAUACAACCAACACAAAAAGAACUUUUCCAAAAGUUGCUACAACCGCCGAUUCCAGCUAAACGUACCUCUCUUGGUGUAGACAACCAAUCAGACGCGGAUGUUUCAGUCUCCUCUAAAAGCAGUGACAGUGGUCACAUUCCGCCUCCCAUGAAAUUGAAGGAAACAUGUUUCUAUUGGGAACCGACUGAUGAACUUCUACGUGAACGUGACAAGAAAUUUAUCAGGCAAGAAUCAGCAAAAAUAGCUACUGAAGCUAAAGAAAAGAAGCUAAAAGGACGGAGAGCUCAGAGGCUAGCAAAUGAUGGGAAAAUUCAAUUACAAGGAGCAGAAAACAUACAACCCCAGCCUAAGCCACAGCCUCGAAAAGAUUUGAAGGAAACCCCUCUGGGACGAAGACCUCAGACUGAAUCGGCAAGGCCGGAGCCUGAAGCCAUCAGGCCAGAGCCCGAACCUGCAAGGCAAGACCCAGGAGUAGCACGGCAAGAAGAUCAACAUCCAAGAGUCGAAAUGAUAAGGCCUGAAGUAGACACCUUUCAAAUCAUUCCAGAUCCAAAUGUGAGAAGGCGCUUACAGACUCAGCUAACAGAAGGCUAUCAAGAUCCACAACUACAACAACAAGUGCAGCUAACACAAGAAAGCCAGCAGCAUCAAACUCCAGAAGUACCGCAAGAGCAGCAACGUGAAGUUCAAAAUCGAACCGUUCUGGAAGAGAGUCAUAGGCCCCCGCCACAGCAUGCAUACUUCUCCCUGACUGGGAGGGUUAGUGUUAGUAGCUUGGCUGAACCAUCACCUAUACCAAAUGAAGAUGAUGAUAGCUUUUUCCGUGAUUCUGAUGAUGACAAUAGCAUGUUAUCCAUCAUUGCUUUGGACAAAGAACCUCGAGUAAGAACAGGGAGAGGAAGUCAUAAUGAAAGCACAUCCGAUAUUGUGAUACAUGUAGAUCAGCAAGUCAAAGUGCCGGUUACCAAGAGAGCAUAUGUAACCGGCAAGGAGACUGUUUUCGGUGCGGAACCGGACACUGAACCGAAUGAAACCGAAUCUGAAUUCCAAUCAAGUGAUCCAGAAUUAGACAGUGACCCGACACAAAACCAAACAAAUAGGAGGUCACAAGUGCGAACUCCUUCCUCAGAAGAAGAAGAAGCGGACCCCUUGCCCCUCGCUGAGCCAUCCUUUAAAGUUAUCAAAUACCCGCCUGCCUUGUCACCAGCAGUGUCUUACACGAUGUCAGAUUUGAGCCUUUCGGGAAGAGAACCAAGAGUUAGCGCCGACGCAUUCACCAAACACGCAAAACUUGGCAGAGUAUUUUAUCACUCCAAUACCUGCCGAACCAUCGCGCAGUCAAAAUCUGAAUCUAACCUUUCACGCAAAAUAUCACAACCUACUUCAAGCUUUCAACCUUCCCCGAGGGACGAACUUUCUCCUCCUCCAUUGUCUUCAUCAACAGCUCAGACCAGUCACACCAAAUCCGAAUCAAAUUUGGCUGUCCAAAUUACCUAUGAAGACUUCCCAGCCAAGGUGAUGUCAACUGCGGUUCAAACUCGACCGAAUCACGACUUCAGCUCACAGGUUGAUCUUGAUCAAAUCUUAUAUGAAACGUCAUUAGGACCUAAACCAAACUCUAUUUCAAUUCAGACAUCAAAUGAAGAAUUGCAUGACCGACAACCCACCGAUGCUAUUAUUGGUCCUCCCCCUACCCAGGCCAUGAAAACCGAAAUCCAGACUGUGGACAGCGAAAUUCAAACCCUCCAAUCCGAAGUGGAACCUGUAAAAGCAAAAACUGAAACCACGGAAAUGGAAAUACAAACCGAAGAUCUAAUCAGCGAUAUUGAGAAUAAACCGACUCCCGAGCCUCGUAACGUUGUCACUGAAUCUGCGGAGUGCCAGACUUCUGAUAUACCUCUUGAUGAUCAAACGAUAGGGUUUGGAGGGAUCACAGCUAAAUUUGUUGACAUGGGAUUGGCUCGCCCAAGAGUUCAUUUUGAUGCUGAACCUGCAGGACCGGACAAUCCUUUCCAGGAUUACAGUUCACCAACUUAUGAAAUGAAAGAGGAGGAAGUGUACCACCAGUCCCCUACUGAAUUACAUGGGUAUAAUUCACACGACCAGGACAUGCAAUCACAGACACAAACCCAAUAUGCAAGUGAAUCUGCAUCAUAUUCUGACGAGGAAGAACCUGCUAAGGCACCAGUGGAUAACAAUACGUUUCCUCUACCUCCUGAAGUGAUGCUGAUGCAAGCUAUGCCUGAACCUCUGGAUGUUGGCUUUUACCGAGAAGAUGAUGAACUUCCGGUUUAUCCGACACUCGAAACGAUUCCGGAGGAAUCUGAAGCAGGCUACUCCAGGGAACAUAGUCUUAUUACUGGAACAUUGUCGUAUACAAGUGACGGGGAGGACUACCAGAGGGGUCUUACAGACCAACAUGAGGACAGCGAUGAUGACGAUGAUGAUAGUUCCGAAAGUGAUGAUGAAGAUGUUGAAACAGAAAGAACGUUAGAAAAUGAGGAUGAUAAUGAAACGAUACAUGUGAUGCCUUCAUAUUCUUCAAUCCACCCCUAUAGAGGAGAUGCAGUGCGUGUUUAUGUACCCAGUAAUUCAUCAUCAUUUGAAGAUGUGAGCAGUGACGUAACACUAGAACCUGAGGAUGGGAGUAAAGUUGGUGCCAGCCCUGCUGUGCAAGUUGUUGAGAUGCCUUACAUUGGCACACCCAUCCAUGAAGCCCAACUCAAGGAUAUGACCUUCCCAUCUCAACGUGAAACACCACCAUCAUCGAUUGACGACAGGCAGUUUUAUAGCAAUACUGUAACACCCACGUCAUCGUCCAGGACGAUGUCGACUGGUGCACAGUGGCCCGGUGGGGAUGGCUUCACAGGAAAUGUCCAAGUGAAGAAGGAAACCCUCAUUGAUGACAGGUAUGACCCUGAUCAAGAAGUUGAACCUGCUGAUAGAACUUUUACGAUAGAAGACGAUAAACAUGACCAGUCAACUAUAUGGAACAGAGGGUCAGAUAAGGAUAACACCAAUAUGGUCGAAAUAGUUGAUCUUGAGCAGGAACCAAGGACUUGGGGACAAAGUCGAAGCGAUCAUGAACGAUCUGAAUUUUCAAGUGAUGACGUCAGGAGUAGCGACGAAACCGUCAUAUCCAACAAGCAUUCAAACGAAAUGGACAUCCCACUUCACUUUGAGAAAGAAUAUUUACUUGAGCUGCCAUCAACGAGGAAUUAUGUUCCUAAUCCUAGUCGAAUUGAAAUGCAUGGAAAGAAUUCUGUACCUCGUCUACAGCCCGAAAUUGUUGACACCAAGGAAUUUUACGCAAAUAAUCGAAGUGAAGAUGAACGGACGAAGAAGGAAGAUCCUUUUUAUGAGCUUACAAAGGACAAUUACAUUGAAAGAGAAGAAAACGAGGUUGAAAGUGAAGAAGAUAAUACUGCUACGGUGGAUGAAAAUGCUCCCGUCGUUACAAGAACUGCUGGAGGGGCUUUCGUAAUCGGACUAUGGGGGCGUCAAGCAAAUCCCGCCCCUGUAGUAUACCAACAUGAUGAUCAUGACCCCCUGCCGGAGCCUGAUUUGAAUAUUGAACCGGAAUCCGGUUUUGAAUCGGAACAAGUUUCAGAACCGGUAUCUUCAGUGGACAACGAACCGGUUAAAGUCAUUGAUUGCCAACCCGUUAGUGACUCACAAAGGAAAAUCGAAGACGAAAAUCUCCACCAACAAUCAACUGCUCAGCAUGAGUAUAUGCACUGGAAUCAAGUUCAACCCUAUAAUCAAGACCAGUCGCAGAAUAUUCAAAGAGGGGAGAAAGCAUAUUACCAAGAUGAGCCUCAACAGUUUGAGCAACAAGGGACUUUAUAUCAAGGUCGGUUACAGACAAAUCCACAGCAAGGGCAUUUGCAAACUAUUCCACAACACGGAACAUCUUAUUAUCAAGACAACCCUCAGCAAUAUGAGCACCAGGCGAUGUCACACAGGGGCCAUAUUCGAAGUAUUCCUCAACAUGACGCAGUUUCUUAUCCUGAGAAGAGCCAAUAUUUUGAGCAUCAACCAGCUUCAUUCGGAUCCCAGAAUAACGAUAUAUCUCAGCACCAUGAGACACUAUAUCAAAACAACACCCAACAGUUUGAGCAUCAGCCAUCGAUAAAUUAUCAAGACCCAUCGCAAAAUAUUGGGCACCAGAUGACUUCAAAUCUUGAAGAGCAAACUCAGCAUUUUGAGGAUCGUGAGACUCCAUAUCAAGAAAAAACCCAGACCUUUGAGGAACGGGAAAUGCCAUACAACCAAGAUCAAUUAAAAGAUUUUGAUCAAGAUGUACCACCGUAUAGCCAGGACCAUAUCUCAGAUCCAGAGCAAAGGACAGAAGGGCAUCACCAAUUUUAUUCCCAAAACUUUGAGCAACAAACGAUGCCAUAUCAGCAGGAUUACACCCGAAAUUUUGAGCAGCAAACCACACCAAACUCUCAGAUCCAGUCCAGAGGCUUUUUGCCACAAGCAAUGCUUUCUCAUCAAAACCAACCACAUAAUUUGGUCACUGACAGAGAAGAACCAACAUACACAUUUGACAAUGAGCCGCCCUUUGAUUGGACGAAACGAGAGUACAAAUCGACACCGUCCCAAAGCCCAGAAGUGAAUCAGGAAGUCGAAGAAGUGGUUGCAGAGCAUAUUGAACCAGUGAAGAAAAAUAUCAGCUUGUUUCAGAGUCUUGAGGAUAGGCCAAUUAUUGAUACGAGUAUGCCAAUACAAACACCGGAACCUAAUCUAGAAGCAAACCUGGACUUUGAACACAGUAUACAUCCAGAUAUUGAUGACAUAGAACAACAUUUCACUUCGUCUGAGAGUGACGAUUCUUCCACUAGUAGUGAGGUGGAUAGUGACGAGGAUGAGGAGGAAGAGGAUAAAGAAGGGGAAAUAACGAAUGAGGACGAUGAUGACGAAGAUGUUAACGACGAAGAUGAAGAUGAAAAAGUUAUUUCGCCAUUGAAGAGAGAGCAGAGCUUUGUCAAGAAAGCUAGGAUUGUCCAAAGUGAUGACGAACUAUUGGACGAUGACGGAGAAAACAUUGUACAGCCUGCAGCGACGUCACCAUCAUCAUCGUCCUCGGGACACGACAUAUCUCCCGAUCCUAUAGACUUCAUGAACUCGUACCAGCAGUUUGUGAGAGAUAGGAAAAAGAGUGAGGAAUUAUCACCAACUAAACCCAAAUUCUCGAAAUUUUCAAGUGAUGGCGGCCCCCCGCCUGUGCCACCAAAACCAAACAAAUCCAGUUAUUCAUCAAAGGUUUCAUUACGUGUUUCGAAUAGCCAGGUUAUGCCUUUGACACCCUCUGACACUAAAACACCCAGCUCUACUAGCUCAACGUCUACUACGCAUGCGCCGUCUCCAAUCGAUGUGGUUCCUAAAUUAAUCGUCAGUGAACCUUGCUCUAAAGAUAAUGAAGAUGUCAAACAAGGGCAGAAUCAACAACUAAGAGAUAAUCCAUUGUCUGGUGAGGAGGCUAGUGUGAAAGCUCCAGUUGAUUUGGGUGCUCGAGGUCGCCGAUGGUCAGCAGGGGAUAGCGAUGACGUGUUCAUCGAAGCCUCGCUGGAAGAUUGGAGGUCAGAAAGAUCACUUGUCGUCGUCGAGACUGAGCGGACCGAGGAAAUUAUAAGCGAGCAAACUAUUCGACCGAAACAAAGAAGUGAUCAGUUUGCAAAACAACCUGACAAAAAGAACUUAACUCCCGAGGUAUUCAAUGAGGAGAAAAAUAAACAAGAGUCAGUUUGCUCAGCAGAACAAGCGAUUUCAGUGAAAAGAGACUCCCGUUUAGCUCCUAUUCCUAAUUUGCGGCUUUCUGUAAGUGCUAAAGACAAUCUCGAUGUAAUUGCUGAUAUUAUAGCUGGCAGAUCUGGUGAUAGUUCACAUAAACAAGCAACUUCUCAAGGGGAGCCGGGUGACGAGGUUACAGCCGGUAAUACCAAGGAUCAUAAAGUUGCACAAUCUUUAGAGGAGGUUACAAAUAGAAGCCCUGAUUUUAGACAUUCAACAUCAGCUCAUGAUUCUGAUACGGACAGUAUAACAACAGAACUCACUGUACCAUUUGACAUAACAAGACGAAAGGGAAAACGCUCUCUCACUCCAGGACCAGAUAUCGAAUAUGAUGAGGAGGUUGGGAAAUCUCAGUCUGAUUGGCGAGAAAGCUCUGGCGGUGUGAUAGCCCAGCAACUCGCUCGUAUGAGGGAAACUUUGAAAUCCAUGGAACUGCCUAAAUGGUACAGGAAAUCAUCGCAUUUUAAGCAAAUUAUGAGCGGAGAUAUUCGAAGUCUACCAGCUUAUCGAAAUCACAAGCCCCGUCAGAUUAUGAGUGGACCCCCUACGCCAACGGGUCAUCGUUUUUAUUCUAAAGCAACGGUCUCGACAAGGAUGUCGUUUACGCGAGAGGCCCGACUUCGAACCGGUUUCUCACCUGCCCCCAGUGUCUCCCCAACAGCCCCAGUACACUCAUCCUGGUCAUUUUCUGAAUUGUCUUUGGAAACCACGGAGCCGACGCCGGGAUUCCAGCCGAUUUCGGCAGCUUUUAGUGAGCCACUUCGACACGACCUAUCUUUCAGCAUUGGUGACGAAAUUCACAAAGAUGUUCGGACAAGUGAGUUUGCACUGCCAAUGAACCCAGAUAUGUAUAGACGAGCUUCGCCCGAUGAGACUAUUCGUUCUGCAGAGGACCCAGUGGAAGAGUCUCAGAAGGAAAUUAAGGACGAGAACAUUCUUUCUGUACCUACUGAUAGAGAAGAAACCAAAAGAGAAAGGAGUAGAUCGGUUGGAGAUGAGGAGGAUCCGCAUGAAUAUGCUGUUAAAAGGAAUGAGCGAAUCGGGGGAUCCGCAGUGUUCUACAUAUCCGCAGUUAACACUCAACAAGAGGAAUGUGUUUCUCCACCUCUGCCAUCUCCUCCUCUACCACCCCCACCACCACAAGAAUACUACAGUUCAGCAGCCCCAACCUCACCUCUGCCACCCCCACCCCCACCUGAAGGGUUCUAUAGCAGCAGAGACAACUCUCCCCUUCCACCACCUCCCCACCCCGAAGAAUGCAUCAGGGGGAGCUCUCCACACCCUGUUACCUCUUCAAGUUCUGUAAGUUCCCCCACCGAUUAUCAUGACCAAAGACCAGUAGACUCUGAUAAUUCUCGUCGUCAACAUUACGAUUACUCUGGUUACCAUGGAGAUGAUGAAUCUACUUUACCCAGGAAUAUAAAUACCAGUUCCUACUACAAUAACAAUGGCAAUAAUAAUAAUAAUGAAUGGAACCAAACGUUGCAAUAUUCGAGUCGAGAUAUGCCUAUCCCUCACUCGCCAACAAACCGUGAACAGUACCUCGCUUCAUCGCCCGCGGCGAUGAUCAGGAGUUCGAACCCCCAAAUCACCGCAUCACUCGUCAACCAACCCCACAUUACUGUCACCGAUACCAGCGUUGACCUAGACGAUGCGGCCUUUAACACUUCAUGGGAUCAACGUCCGACGUCGUCGAGCUUCCGAAGCCUACACGAUGCCCGCUACGACGGGGGUGUCCAACCUCCUUCUGUGACCAUGGAAGAGAUAGUGGAUAGUCUGCUAGGCUUAUCCACCAGUCGUUCUCCCAGCAAUUCAUUCACGGAAUACUCCUCCUACAUGGACGCCUCCUCGAUGUCGAUGACCACAACACCGGAUCAGUCAGUUAGUGAAAGUGACAGCUCGCUGGAGACGGUGAUCUCGCAGGACGAUGUCGAGGCGAGGGAACAGAAGGUGGCCAAUCAGAGGGUGACCUCGGGAGGAAAGAGGGUACUGAAAUCCAUCGUGAUCAAUGAUGGCCAGGAUGAUGAGGCGAGGAACAUAACCAGGAGCAGAGGAGGACUAUCAGAUAUAUCGGAGGAGGUAAUAAUGGUGAAGUGCAGCUACAAGAGAUGCAGCAAGAUCAGGGAUCUUCGGGAAGCCAGGAAGUCCUACAAGACCUGUCACAACUGCUACACCUACUACUGCUCACGGGACUGCCGGAAGGCUCACUGGGGUCGCCACAAGAAGAAGUGCCUCUACGGACGCGUCAACAGUCUCUGCAAACAUGUCAUUUAUCACAGCCGGUACAAUGAGACCUUACAAGAAGGGUUGUCCAAGAUCGCCAGGAAUGGCUACCUUGCACACGGGAGGGGUGCAGUGUUGCUCGCUUUCACCAAUAUGGAAGAGGCGUAUAGGUACAUCACAAAAGGCCUUGACCAACUGAGUACAGCGCCUGUAUUUCUCUCGGCUCGCGAGGUAGAUGAAUGCGGAGAAGGUCGUUUCAACUCCCUCCAGCAGACCUGCUACCAAUACGAUCCAGAGGUCAAGUUUGUUCUUAAUGUGUCCAUCAUGGCCAGUCAAGACACCCCCACAAAGCCGUUGCCAAGGAGACCUGAUCUCAUCCUUCGAAAAUGUGCCAAAGUUCGCCUGCACGAGGGACUCGGGCGAGGGGUCAGCGGCCCCGGCGCCGACCGAGAGACGUUGAUUUUGACCGCUCCACCCGGCGUGACGUCGGAAGGGGGACUGGACAUGAAGGCUAGGCAGGUUUGCUUCGUGCAUAUCCAGCGUCAGUUACGUCAACGGGGUGUUAGUCUUCGGCAUCAGUUCCCAGUCGUUUAUGAGAAAUUAUGCAGAUGGGUGGAGCAGAAUCAUCACAUCACGCCGGUGACUAUUUAUCCUCGCGAUGGAAACACAGGGAAGACCUUCAUGUGUCUCAUCGUCCCUGACACCGAUCAGGACACCAUCGAAUGGGUUCAAAACCCCGAGAUACUCGAGACCAUGGACUCUGUCGAGACCGUCGACCUCGACGCAGAGAUGGAGAAAGUCGAAAGAGCCGUGAGCAAUGUCGCGUUGUUGCAGAUGACAGUGUGAACCCACGCGUGUUAGUCUCUGCAUGUCCACACAGUUCUGUCUUGAAAUCCAAUCGACUGAAAUGACUUGAAAGGAGCAUUUGUAUAAGUAUAAAUCAGUAUACCUCAAACCCGAAGUAUUCUAGGAAAGAAAUAAAUCCGUCAACGCAGAGGACACCUUGGACUGACUUAUGAAAGGUGAUGUUUCAUUGGAUAAUACUAAAAAAGUACUGUGGAUUUUCUUGUAUGGAAUAGUGUGAAGCAGUGUUUCAUGUACAUUGGAUCAAUAAUAAUAUGAACGUUUUGUUUGGACCACCACUGACAUGCGUUUGUUAUCUGUUGAUGAAAUCUUCGAAAAUGGCACAGUUGGAAGUGAUAUUGCUGUAUCUCUUGGAAUCUGAAGCUCGACCGAACAAAUUGAUGAAUAUUUUUUUUUUUUUUUGUAUUUGCAAACUGUAUAUCUUGAAAGUAUUGAUAUUUUCACCGGGAUCGCUUCUGUGUUUACGUCUUUCACUUCUACAUGGCUCUGUUUAUACAAAUCUGCAUGGCAUAGGAUUGUAAAUACUUCUUCACAGCCAAGCCAUUACUAUCAUAGCGUGCAUCAUCCGUAGUUCAUAUAUGGGAAGUUUGAUAUAUUUUCCCGGAGCAAUUAGUUAUGAUGUGAAUUCAUGUGCGACCUUCAUGCCUUUUUAUACCUAUAAAUGUGCCUCUAGGAUGUUCUACCCGAACGACAGUUACAGUUUAUUGUUACCCGUUGAAUACAAGCACAGUCAGACAGUGUGAAAUUAGAUGAUUAGAGCCGAUGUAUCAAUUGAAACUAUGAAGUCGUGUGAAACAAAAUUCAACGGUCAGGAAUAUUAAUGUAGGCAUGCAGUGUUCUUCUUCAAAUGUCAAACCAAGGCGAAAAUAAGUUUUAAUUCUUUCACGCCGGUGUCACGCCUCUCUAGGAAUAAAUGUAUAUUCGGUGAAUUUUAUCCAUGGAUGAUUAUACGUCGCUUUCGUCACUUCUAUACUCAAUUCUAAAUAUCACCUUUCACCAUUCAGUUAUUUGUAUUAUUGUGGAAAGCAAUUGAUGGCCAACGGCGUCUACUUGAUUGCCCACUAUGUAAUUGUAUAAAUUAGAUGAAAACAUCAAACUGACUUCGCGAGACCUUUGGAUCACUCGAAAUAUAUAGUUUUUUUUUUGCUCUAUCGAAACAUUGAUUGGAUCGGUCAUCAAUAGUCAACCAUUAUGCAUUGGAACCGUGUAUAAGAUGAAAGUAGUUUAGCUCUGCUGGAAUAGAUAGACCCCAUAUAUUUGGAAACAUUCCUAUUUCUUUUCGACUGUCAACAAAAUAAUAAGCGUGAUAUUAUUUCCAUUGCAAACGCGGAAUCAAGAUAUCGCCUCAUGAUUUAAAAUCCCGAAUCUGUUUGAGCCUUUGAGGAGAAACGUUGGCAAAACCUCUUCAGUUUGGAUCACUGUGCAUUCGCUAUUUUAUCACGAAAUUAUCAAUAAUUUCCCACACUCUAUGAAUAGAGUGAACGACAAAUACUUCAAAAGGAGGUACUUAGCUGUCAACAAAAUUGUGAACUCACAUAGCUAUUCAAUAAUUCUCACUCGUCAUAAAGGAGAUUUUCAGAAUCGUCAUAGAGAAUAGAGUACCUACCUUCACCUUUUUGUCAUUGUGAGUGAGCAAUCGCAUUUGUACUUAUUCUUAUUGUCAUGAAUGACUGAACUUUGAAUCUCAGUAUGAUGAUGUCGCACAACAGAGUGGACUCUAUUUAUGCGUCUUGUAUUAGAGCUCGCUUUGUUACACAACAUGUCGUCCAACGUCCACAGAGAGGAUAUUCUACUCGAGUGGAGGGAAAAAUCUUGGUUAUCAAGUGACGAUAAGCUUCUUACAAAACCUCUGGUCGCCGAGUCUAAAGGAUGCCAUGUUUUAUUAUGACAAUUUUGAAAAGAAAGUGUUAAAUUUUUAUUUUAAAUAACCUUUCCCAAAAGUAACAUUGAUACAGGUUAAAUAGAAUUUGAAUAAACCCCAUUAUUAUUUCUGCGGAGAUAUAUUAAGAAAGAAUAAUCCCUUUUACGUAAAUAUCUUGAGACCCGGUUUAAAGAAAACAACAACAAAAACGACAUUGGAAUGAGACAAUCUAAAACGGAACGGUGAAUGAAUUUAUUGGACAAACACAUUAAUUGCAUUUUACCAUGCCUCUACCUCUGUGUGGAAAACAAGUUAUUUUUAUCUCAAUCAUGGAAUAACAUGACUUCAUACAAGUCUUAUAUCUCGGCCCCUGUUUCAUGAACGAGUUUGAGAAUUGAAGAAUCUGCAUUUUCCCAGAGAUGGCUUUGCUGGACCGUACGUCAUCAUCCCAUGUCCACCAUCAUCGACGCACAGUAUGUGGUCGAGUUUAUCCCCUCUACUCGGUGCUCUAGAUGAUACAAGAUCAUGACGAUGCAUAGAUGAUGCCACCUCCUCUGUUGCCAAGGUGACCGUCAUCCCCGUCGGUGAGAUUGCUGAUGAGAUGCUGAUGAUAAGACGUUGCUGCUGCUGGUUGCUUUGAGGGUGUCCUUUUCAGCAUGAAUGUCCACUGUAUUUGACAUUACGAGACUUGUCCUUUGCUCCGCCUCCUUAUGUUUUUGGCAAAUAAUGCAGAGACAGACGGUGUUGUUUUUAUUUGGAUUUCCUGCGAUGUUAUCCUACUCAUCCUAUCAUCCAGCGGAUGUAAUCGAGUAAAAAAAUAAGGAUCCUCAUGACCUGAAGCAUUACCGACGCCAUUUUGAAUCAUCUGAUGAAUAUCUCCACUUGGCUUUGUGGGCAUGGACACAAUGAACUAAACAUUGGUAGAGAAAUUAUGCGAAGAAACGGGGAAUAUGCUUUUAAGUCAUCCAUUAUCCAUCGAUCCUGCGUAUAUUCAUUAGAGCCUAUUCAGUGUCACAUCAUGAGUCAUUAUUGUAAUAAGACACCCAACGCCUCCAUACAUCCUUAAAGAGAAAUAACGAGUUUUAAAUAGAACGACAAGAUUGAAUAUAAUUGAUGUGCUCUAUGCUGAGAAAGUAGGGUUGUAUUGUGCUAGAAGUAGGAAAUUUCUCCCAUCAAAUUUCGCUAUUAACUUGCGAUGAACGUCUUGUACCAAAGAGCAUAAUUGUACUCAUACCGCAUGGAUCAUGGAUGGAGUAAGAUAACACAAUAUUUCUGCCUGUGUAAUACAUCGCUUGCACAAAUCCGACAUUCAGUCGUUAAGAAAGCGAGUCAAUUUAUCACUCUGUUGUUGAAAAUAUGCGUUAUACACCAGUGUUAGAUAUGCUUUAUAAAGCAACUUCAGAUCUCGGAUUCGUCUUUUAAGAAGGAUGGGAAGGGAUGUUAGAGCCUUAGCUAGUGGUUGCUAUGGUAACGUGCAUCCUCGAUGUACACCAACCUCGCUGUGGGAGAUACCUUUCUCGCACAGACAGGUGAUGAGAUGCAUUACACACCUAGCCGAAUGAUAAAUUAUUACUGAAUUAAGGAGUGAUUGUGGUCAACAUGGAUAUGUAUAGUAGUUUACUGGUUGGAGGCUAGAUGUAUGGUCCAUGCUACAUGUAUAUCAAGACAAUCGACUAUCCCCCAAAAGCAUCUAUGACGCUUGUUCUAUCAGCAUACACCCCCCCCCCUCCCCAGGAUACAUGCACCGUUGACCAUGAUGCAUUUUGAUAGCUCCUGAAUAUUGUGAUCAUUGAUGUUGGUGACAUAGCCUAAAACCCACUUCGAUUUUGUUAUAAUUAUACACGGUUAUCAUAGCAAAAUUUAUACGAUGUGUCUGCUGUAUACCUGGCCAGUCCUCUGUAAUUUGGUAUUUUAAAAUGUGUCUGUCAAGGUGAUUUCACAUACAUGUACAUGUUAUUUUGAUAAUUAUUUUUAUACAUGUCCCAUUAUGAUAAUGAGGAAUUGUUUAUAAAACAAUCUACAUGAAUGAGCAAUGAUCCAUACGGGGAUCAGUGAUAUGAAUUGAACAUGUGAUUAAUUAAUGAUUGGCAAAAGUGAAUGAUAUUCAUCGUUAACGAUGAUUACCCUGUGAGGGAGUAACUGAAUUCCGAUAGGAAUAAGCGAUUUGCAGGUAUAGGAAUUGAUUAUGCCUGCAGCUAAUGGGAAAUAUAACGUAAAUACAUUGGAGUUGGAUCGUGUCAUUUUGUUGAAAGAAAACUGAAAUUAUAAUGCUUUUCAUCAUGUUCGGGGUACAUUAUUUUGAGUUCUAUAUCAUUCAAUGAGAACAUACGGUGCGUUAUUUAUAUAUGUAACCUUUAUAUUUAAUUGUUAAACUUAAAGGGGAAGUUCACCUGACAAAAAUGUUUAUUAUAAUAGUAUAUAGCAGAAAAAAUACGAAUAAAUAUUCGUGGUUUGAGGAAAAUCCUCCAAAGAUGUAAAAAGUUGUUUGAUUGAUUCUCUCCUGGUUUUUUUUAUUCCAGCAAUGGGAAUGCAAAUUCAAAUAAAAAAAGAGCAUUGUCAAUUCGUCAAUAAUACAAGAAAUUAUUUCAUUGAAAAGGAUAAAAAACAUUUCCAUUCAUUUGUACUAUAAUAUAGGCCCAUCGAAGGUUUAUGAUGGGAUGAGUUUGAUAUAAUGGCAAACGUAUCAGAGUUUGCACCACGAGCAGCGUAAUAAAAAAAUAUUAGCUAGAUUUCCCAUUCUAUUAUGCGAGCAUUGUUGAUUGUAUUUUCUUGAAUAAUCCCGCGGUUUCAAAUUUGUUUUUGCGUUAUGCACCGUUCCUACUGUUGUGUGAUCCGUUACGAAAUCCACGAUUGAAGUCGUAGCUGAUCGCGAAAAAAAAUGAACCAUUCAAAAUUUUCUAUGAUCAAUACGAUCGCCACGACUGAUGUGAUACGAUAUGAUACGAUCUGAAAAUAUCACUACGAUUACUCCACGGUUUAGACCACGGUUUCAAUCGUAACGAGAAUCAGUCGUGACAGUGGGAGCUGCAUGCUAGGUAUGACUAAAAUGACUGUGUCCCAUCUUCAAGCAAAGAGAAUGUUAUGUGGGAGAUGGUUUGUUUGCUUUAGUCAUACCAACGAAACCGACUCCAGAAUGACCAAAGUGAUUACUGUAUUUCCAAUGACUAAGUACCAGUCGGUUUGGAGUCGAAUCCGCCUAUUUGACUGUGGCGUUAAAUUGUUGAAUGUAUCAAUGUUUUCUGAAAUUGAACUAUGAGGGCAGUAUACUUGUAUUCAUACAACAUUCAAAAUAAGAUUUGCAACAUACGCAGCUUUUCAUGUACGUUAUAAGUAACAUUCUUUAAUGUCAAAAAAGAUAAAUUCAUAUACAACAUCAUGUAUCUUACACGCCUAAGUACAUUUUCGGCAUCAUAAAGUUAAGAUAGUGUAUUGUAAUUCACAUUAUAGAUAAAAUAAAACAAAGAUUUAUAAUGUGAACAUGAACUGUAUUUUUAAAUAAUUGCUUACAAUGCAAAAAAAUAUUUAUAGGAGAUCUUAAUUAUCGAUUUUGAAGGUAUUGAUUUAUAAUGUUAAAAGGUGUACAUAGUUACAAUGUAAUCAGAUUCCACUCACUUCGUGCACUUUCCACGAUUUCACUUUCUUUCAAUCAUUUAAUUGUCUAUAUUUUUGUAAAAACGAAAUAGAGAAAACAGAGGUUACUUAGUUCUAAACUGCAAUAGACAUGGUGGUUUUAUUUUGUAUAACUCAGUUCAUCACUUCUUUUGUGUCUUAAUAUAUUAAUUGUAAUUUUCUCACUUGCCUGUAUAAUAGCUCAGAUUAUUGUAUUCUAAUUGGAGAAAAGGUGAUUAAAACACGAACGUGACAAAGAUUGGAAUUAAUCAGAAA
Messenger RNA from Lytechinus pictus (painted urchin), 18340 nucleotides. RefSeq lists its product as uncharacterized. Gene Ontology annotation, biological process: cell-cell junction organization. The transcript has 5 exons. The coding region runs from base 1069 to 12576 and encodes 3835 amino acids. The record is from RefSeq and is a predicted model, not a curated record. NCBI's taxonomy places the organism in Eukaryota, Metazoa, Echinodermata, Echinoidea, Temnopleuroida, Toxopneustidae. Gene Ontology annotation, cellular component: plasma membrane; apical junction complex.